This is a messenger RNA of Grus americana (Whooping crane), 1538 nucleotides long. RefSeq names its product cobalamin binding intrinsic factor (gene CBLIF). Lineage: Eukaryota; Metazoa; Chordata; Aves; Gruiformes; Gruidae. The transcript is spliced from 8 exons. The record is from RefSeq and is a predicted model, not a curated record. Gene Ontology annotation, biological process: cobalamin transport. Gene Ontology annotation, molecular function: cobalamin binding. Bases 117 to 1469 code for a protein of 450 amino acids.
GGGCAGGUGACCGGAAAAGAGCACCAGGAGCAGUUAAAAGCGGAGAGGACACCGGGAGAGACGAGUGUCCGCGGGACUCUGCCGGCCUGCGUGGACCUGCUUGCCCCGAGGACAACAUGAUGCUCGGCGUGGCUUUCAGCAUCGGGGUCCUGCUGGCCCUGGCGGGCAGCACAGCCGCGCACGACUGCGUUGCCCCGCAAAAACUGGUCUCCAAAUUGGUGCAACGCCUGGAGGAUUCCGUGCAGGAGAAUGAGCUGCCGAACCCCAGCGUCCUGCUGGCCAUGAACUUGGCCGGGGCCACCGCCAGCAACGCCCGCAAGUGGCUGCUCCAGCAGAUACAGGAGGAGGCCGUGAAGAGAGCCCAGAAAGACAUGACCUCGGGAGAGGCGGCUCUCUACGUGCUCGCCCUCCUCUCCUCCUGCCAGGACCCGCAGCGUGUCGAGGCGCUGGGGCAGACCGUCGACCUGGUCCACGUCCUGCAGCAAAAAACAGACGAGGAGAUGGCCAGCCUGGAGGCAGAAGGCGUCCCGAAGACCACCCUGUACAGCGUGAGCCUGGACGCCCUGGGCCUGUGCCUGGCGGGGGUAGGUGGCUACCAAGGAGCGUCCGUGGUCCUGGCCAAGCAGAUGCUGAGCCCCGAGAGUCACCUCUCCGUGGACACCCGUGCUGUGGCGGUGAUGGCGCUGGCGUGCACGUACAGCCAGACGGAUCUCCACGACGUGCGGGACCUGCUCCGGGAAGCACUGUCGACGGUGACCAACGGCUUCCUGGAUGAGCAGGAGAAGGGGCACGGCAUGAUCGGGAACAUCUACAGCAUGGGGCUGGCCCUGCAGGCGCUGGGGGCCACGAGCAAGUUUUACGCCCCACGGGAGUGGGACUGUGCCCAGGCCUUCUCCGUGGUGUACGGCCACAACUACCAGCAGCCCAUGGCCAUCGCCCAGGUCCUGCCGGCCCUCGUGGGCAAGUCGUACCUGGAAGCGGCUGGCCUGGACUGCGCCGCCAACACCGGCACAUCCCAGAGCCUGCAGUUGCCCCUGACCCCAGAGCUGGGUACAACCGGGGUUCACAGAGGUAUGGCUGCUGCCGCCCAGAGCCACGACGGUCCCCGUGGCACUGUGCCGGGCACCCACGCCGCCGUCCUGGCAGCACCCAUCACAGUGUCCUACUCCAUCAUCAACAAGCUGCAGGGAAGCCACUUUGACUACACCAUCUCGGUGAGCGUCCCGGGCGGCUCCACGCUGCUCAAGGUGCUGCAGGUGGCGGAGAAGGAGAAACCCAACAUCUUUAGCUUCCAGACGGAGCAGACAUCCUGGGGCCCCAUGGUGAUCUCCAUCCACGGGCUGGCCGCCAACUCGGAUGACAGGACCUACUGGCAGUUCCUCAGCAGCGGGGAUGCCCUCCAGGAAGGGGUCGGGACCUACAAGCCGCAGGACGGGGAGCACAUCCAGGCCGUCUUCAGCACCUACUGAAGCCGCCGAGGGACGCCAGGCCCGGCCGGGUGCACCAUGAAGGCAAUAAAGAGCCAUUUGCAGCACAGA